Messenger RNA from Alternaria burnsii, 423 nucleotides. RefSeq lists its product as uncharacterized. The coding region runs from base 1 to 423 and encodes 140 amino acids. Lineage: Eukaryota; Fungi; Ascomycota; Dothideomycetes; Pleosporales; Pleosporaceae. Gene Ontology annotation, molecular function: carbon-sulfur lyase activity. The transcript has 3 exons. The record is from RefSeq and is a predicted model, not a curated record.
AUGACGGACUUCAAGGGACACUGCCACUGCAAGCAGACAGAGUGGACUGCCACCCUGGAGAAGGACCAGCAGGCUCACAUCCUUUGCCAUUGCAACACCUGCAAGGAGCUCUCUGGCUCGACAUACACACUCAACCAGAUUAUCCCUCUCAAGGCUCUCAAGAUCACCAAGGGCGACGACCUUGGCAAAUACACGUACAAGGGUGACUCUGGAAAGAGCGUUCACUGCUUCUACUGCAAAAACUGCACCACACAUGUAUACCACCAGCAAGAAGUCCUAGGUCCCGAUAGCAUCGUACUAAGGACAGGAUUGUUGGACGAGGGUAUCAAAAACUUCCAGCCUGGAGCGGAAAUCUUUGGAAAAGAUCGACUCGGCUGGGAGAAGGAGGUUGCGCAGACUUUUGAGGUUAUGCCCCCAUCGUAG